Molecule: messenger RNA, 2079 nt
Organism: Penicillium olsonii
Lineage: Eukaryota; Fungi; Ascomycota; Eurotiomycetes; Eurotiales; Aspergillaceae
Source: the annotation of a GenBank genome assembly
AUGGCUGGAUUGAAGCGUGCCGUCGACGGCAGCGAGGAGCGCAAUGGCAAGCGGAGCAAGACCAAGGAAGGUUCCGCAUCCAAGAAGUCCAAGCCCACAGCGCCCGUGAAGAAGUCCAGCUCUUCAUCAAAGGUUUCCAAGAAGGACUCCAAGUCUAGCAAGAGCGACAAGAAGCCUUCCAAGAAGGCGCAGAAGGAGGAGUCCGAGGACGACGACGAAGACGACUUUGACAUCGACGAUGUUUCCGACGAAGAUAUUGAUGCCCUUGAUGCCCUUUCAGACAACGAAGACGUUGAGAUGGAGGAUGCCAGCGAUAAGGAGGAGCCCGAGUCGGACGAACAGGAACAGAAAGACCCUCCCAAGAACCCCAACAACAACUCCCGCGAGUCUCACAUCAAGCAAAAGGCGCUCCAGCAAGAGCGCAAGGCCGCCAAGCCCAAUGCCGACACCGUCGCCCGGUCCAAGAAGCUUUGGGAGCAGCUGCGCCGCAAGUCCCACGUCCCACUGGAGCAGAGGAAGAAGCUGGUCAAGGAGCUGUUUGAGAUCAUUACCAACCGAGUCCGCGAUUUCGUCUUCAAGCACGACUCUGUCCGAGUUAUCCAGACUGCGCUCAAGUACGGAAACCUCGAGCAGCGCAAGCUGAUUGCCCACGAGCUGAAGGGUACCUACAAGGAAUUGGCGCAGAGCCGAUACGCCAAGUUCUUGGUUGGAAAGUUGAUCGUCCACGGAGACGAGGAGACCCGCGAUUUGAUUAUUCCAGAGUUCUACGGCAACGUUCGUCGCCUCAUUCGCCACGCCGAGGGUUCAUGGAUUCUCGACGAUAUCUACCGACAGGUCGCCAGCAAGGCGCAGAAGGACCGCCUUCUGCGUGAGUGGUACGGCCCCGAGUUCGUGAUCUUCCAGAACGAGGGCGAGACAUCCUCCGACCUGACCAAGAUUCUCGAAGCCCACCCCGAGAAGCGUGGACCUAUUAUGAACUACCUGCGCGAGAUGAUCAACCAGCUGGUGCAGAAGAAGAGCACCGGUUUCACCAUGCUCCACGACGCCAUGCUGCAGUACUUCCUUAACACGAAACCCGGAAGCAACGAGGCCAACGAAUUCAUCGAGCUGCUGAAGAGUGACGAGGAGGGUGAUCUGGUCAAGAACCUGGCUUUCACCAAGUCCGGUUCUCGCCUGAUGUCUCUGUCCUUUGCCUACGCCAACGCCAAGGACCGCAAGCUGCUUCUCCGUUUCUACCGUGAUACCGUCAAGGCCAUGGCUGGCGACCUUCACGGUCACCAGGUCAUUCUUGCCGCUUACGAAGUCAUUGACGACACCAAGCUGAGCUCCAAGUCUUUCUUCCCCGAGCUCUUGAACCAGAAUGAUUCCGAGGAGGCCCGUCACGAAGAGCUCUGCUUCCAGGUCAAUGACCUGACUGCCCGUAUUCCCGUACUAUAUCCCUUUGCCGGCGAGCGCGUGAAGUGGCUCCUGCCCGAAGGGGACCAGAAGGUCCUCGAGGAAGUCCGCGAGGUUCGCAAGGAAACCUCCAAGAAGGAUGCCAACGUGCGUCGCCUGGAGCUCGUCAAGGCUGCGUCCCCCACAUUGCUUGAGUUCAUUGCCGCCCGCGCCGCUACUCUUCUCGAGACCACUUUCGGCUGCCAGUUCCUUUCCGAGGUCCUGUUCGAGGCGGACGGCGACAAGACCGCCGCUCUGGCGGCCGUGGCCGAGGCUGCCAAGGAGCACACCGAAGCCCGGGACACUGCCCACGCCGGUCGUCUCCUGAAGUCACUCGUGCAGGGUGGCCGCUUCAACGCUGCGACCAAGAGCGUUGAGAAGGUUGAGCCCGCGCUGAACUUCCACGGUGUGCUUUACGACCAGAUCAAGGAUGAGGUUAUGGACUGGGCGACUGGGGCCAAUCCUUUCGUCAUUGUUGCGCUGGCUGAGUCCGAGGACUUUGAGAAGAAGAGUGAGCUGCUCAAGACGUUGAAGAAGAACAAGAAGGCGCUGGAGCAGGCCUCGGCGUCGGUUGUUGAGAAGGAUGGUAAGAAGAAGCCUAGCCCCACGAGCAGUGGUGCUAAGCUCCUCCUGGCGAAGAUCUAA